Messenger RNA from Drosophila busckii, 1499 nucleotides. RefSeq names its product putative neutral sphingomyelinase (gene nSMase). NCBI's taxonomy places the organism in Eukaryota, Metazoa, Arthropoda, Insecta, Diptera, Drosophilidae. The transcript has 2 exons. Gene Ontology annotation, cellular component: cytoplasm. The coding region runs from base 115 to 1380 and encodes 421 amino acids. Gene Ontology annotation, molecular function: sphingomyelin phosphodiesterase activity. The record is from RefSeq and is a predicted model, not a curated record.
CAGAUGUUCGCUAAGGUUUCUUUUGUUUAUCUCUAAUUAAAUUAGGCUAAUCUUAUCUUAAAAACAAAUGUAGUUUGUUGAGUCAGAAGCAGAGCGACCACGAAUCAUAUCACAAUGCUGCUGCUGGAGCUCAAAAUCUUGACACUGAACAUCUGGGGCAUACCGCUUGUCUCCAGUGAUCGUGCGCUACGUAUUGACGCUAUUUGCACAGAGCUCAACAAUGGACUGUACGACAUUGUGUCGCUCCAAGAGGUUUGGUCGCAACAAGACAGCGAGCGUUUACAAUCGCAGACUUCCAAUGCAUUGCCAUAUGCACACUAUUUUCACAGCGGUGUCAUGGGUGCCGGCCUGUUGGUGCUAUCGAAGUAUCCCAUACUGGGCACGCUCUUCCAUGCGUGGUCCGUAAACGGCUAUUUUCAUCGCAUACAACACGCCGAUUGGUUUGGAGGCAAGGGUGUGGGCCUUUGCCGCAUACUUGUGGGCGAACAAAUAGUGCAUCUUUACAAUGCCCAUCUGCACGCAGAGUACGAUAAUGACAAUGAUGAGUACAAGACGCAUCGCGUUAUACAGGCAUUUGACACAGCACAGUUCAUAGAGGCAACGCGUGGCAAUUCGGUGCUGCAGAUUUUAGCUGGUGAUCUCAAUACGCAACCACAGGACAUAUCAUACAAGGUGCUGCUUUAUACUUCCAAGAUGCAUGACAGCUGCGCUAGCGAUGCGUUCCGCACGAAUGAGUGUGGCCGCAACUCUUAUACAUCAUCACGUGCGCUGCAAAAGAAUCCAUUGGGCAUACGUAUUGAUCACAUAUUUGUGAGAGGCGCUGAUGAUAUCAAGGCGCAAAUAAUGGAAUAUACAUUACCCUUUCCAGAUCGUGUGCCAGGGCAAAAGUUCAGCUACUCUGACCACGAAGCAGUGCUAGCCAAAAUAGCCCUGAGACGUACGACAAGCGAUUUACCCGUAGAGGUAGAACAUAUGCAAUGUGAAGUAAUAGAUAAAGAACAGCUUGUCAGCUCUGCCAAUGGUAUCGAAAACAGCUGCGCGACCAUGCAGCCAGCAUUGCCCGAAGCACGCACUGCAGCACUAACCGAGGCAUUGGGACUCUGUGAUGCUUCGCUGCUUCAACUAAAUACAGAUCGUAUUCUGUAUUAUAGCGCAGCGUUAGUUUUAUUUGUGCUGUUGGUGUUGCUGGUGGAGUUCCCACCUCCUGUGGGACUGCGUACCAUUUACUUGUUGCUCAAGUUUAUUGUAUUUGGCGUCAUAAUAUUCUGCGUAUUUAUGGCUUCCAUUUGGAACUACAUGGAGCGCAACGGAGUGUUGCAGGGCAAAAAGGCCAUGGAGGUGAUGCUGCAGCAUGCGCAGAAGUACGAAUAUUUCUAUUGAAGGCUAAACCGGCGUAACCCAGAGAAGCUCAAAACGCAUUUACAAGACAUAAUUUUAUAUUACUCCAUUAGUAUACAGAUUGUAAAAAUCUGUUGUAACAUUCAAUGCAAAUAAAUGGU